Molecule: messenger RNA, 956 nt
Organism: Rhizophagus irregularis DAOM 181602=DAOM 197198
Lineage: Eukaryota; Fungi; Glomeromycota; Glomeromycetes; Glomerales; Glomeraceae
Source: RefSeq, a predicted model, not a curated record
UUUGGUUCACUUGUUUUUUUUUUGAAAAAAUUUCUAGUUUAAGCAUACAAGUAUGUUACCUUAUAAUAAUAAUGCACAGACACUUGCGACUACUAUAAGAGAUAAAAGACUGACUGGCAAAGGAUUAAUCAAACAGAAUAUAAAACGCGAAGCUCAUAGGCUACAAUUAUAUAGAACUUACCGAUUGCAAAAUUAUACGACUCAUCGAUUACAAUUACUUCAAACUCAUCGACUACGAUUAUAUAAUAGAUUAUUUAGUAAACAUAUAAUUAAUUUGGCAACAACUUAUGUUUGGAGAAGGCGGCUAACAUCUACUCAAAGAAACCGAUUUAUAAAUCUUGCAAAUAAUGCAAAUAAUAUCCGAUUUACAAACAAUCUUAGUACCAUUGAUCAAAUCGCUCGAUUAGCUACACCUCAAAUUACUGAUAAUCCUCUCGAUGAUGAUUUUUUUAACGGUGCGGGGAACUUUUGUAAUAAUAAUAAUAGCCUUGAUUCUCUAAUUCUACCUGCCGGAUGCCUAGGUUCUUCUUCAUCGUUCCCUUAAAUUAUAUUUUUUAUAUCACUAUUAAUGUACAUUUAUUUAUUUCAUUCAUUAAUUAUAUAUAUUUCUACAUAUUAAUUACUUAUCCAUUAGCAUAACUAUAAUUAGCAACACUCUAUAUUAUUUAAAUCUUCUCUUUUUUUUUCUUUUUUCUUUUAGUUCAAACCAAGCCACUUCCCUUGCUUGUUAUUUGAAUCACGCGAUGUUUGUUUGUAAUAUAAAUUUAGGCUUAUGAUUCAUUAUUAUGGAACUAAGGAAAAAUUUUUAUAAAUAUCAUUACUUUUAUUUUUAUGAUAUCUUUAUAGUAAUAUAAUAUUGUAUAUACUAUGUGGAUAAACUGAAUACAUAUUUCUUUGUUAAUAAUUAUAUUAACUUUAUUUGUUUAGUUAUAAAAAUAUAUAUAUAUAUAUAUUUU